AAUAAGUGCCCAGCCCUGGAGUCAAAUAAUGUAGACCCUUACCAAUGCCGCCCUGACGCGCCUCACUUACCUGCCCGUUUUUAAUCCCCCACACAUCAAAUUUAAUCCCUUUUUCUUUUCCCAAAAGAUUACGUGAGGGCGGGGGAGUUUAGAAAGAAAAGCAAAAGAAGACCAAGAAGAAGAAGAAGAAAAAAGAAACGAAAUUGGGAGGAGCGCUCGUGAGGAGGGCAAACAAAUUACGUAGGAGAUAAGCGAAAUCCCCAAAUUUCUCCCCCUCCCUCUCCCCCUCUCCUCCCGUUUGAGAGAGCGCCCCCCGAGCUCCGUCUUCCCCGCGCGCAGUGCGAGUGCGCAGCCGACGCCGGGAGCUCGGCUUCGUCGUUCCCUGCUUUCUUGUUUCCUGAUUUAUCUUUCUUUGUCUUUUUUUGUCCGUAUUUUCCCGGUAUUAUCCCGAUUCGCGGUGAUUUCUUGGUGAUUUUGCCGCGUCCUCGCUCCGGCGGGGGAUCUGUGAUUUCUGCGCUCUGGUUUCCCGAAUCCUCCCGCCGGGGCUUGGAUUACCAACCACUCCGCAUUAUUUUUCCAUUUCGUCCCGGCUUUCUUUUCAUUUUCCCUCAUUUUUCCCGUCAUUUGCGGCCUCGUCCCACUCGUCCCGAGACACCGAGAGCUCUGUUCGUCGGCAAAGAUUUCGAGCUCUGUGCGGCGUGGGGUUUAUGGUUUUCUUAUAGCCGCUGAGCUUGCUUGUUCUGGGUAGCAGUCUUUUUGAGGAAUGAUGGAGGUGAGGGCGUCGCCGGAGCAGCAGGGGGGGAUGGCCGGGAGGGAGCCGUUCGGGCUGCCCAACAGCCCGCCCACACCGCAGUCCUCCGGCCCCGUGCCGAGCAUGCGCAUGACCUACGGCGAGGACGGCAACGCCUACUUCCUUAAGCCGGGCUCAGCUCCGCCGCCGGCGGAGGCCUACCAGCCAGUGGGAGGCGCUGGGCUCGACAUGCCCGUCGGCCCCGACGCGGCUGCUGGUCGGGGCAAUGGCGGGCCGCCGUUCGAGCUCAACAUGGAGGAGGAGGCCGCCAAGAAGCGCGGCCGCGCAAUGAAGUUCGGCGACGACGGCUCCACGUCGCUGGCAUUGGUGCCUGUGCCGGUGCCCGGGGAGCCGACGGCGGUGGCGCCCGGUGAUUUUUCGCAGCCUGCCGCCAAACCGGCGGCCGGCGGCGUGCUGGCGGUGCCGCCGGUCGGGAUGAAGAAGCGGGGUCGCCCAAAGGGCUCCACCAACAAGGUGAAGAAGCAGGACAAGGUCAUGUCUGCGCUUGCUUUCAUUGGGUCUGCAGGAGCUGGUUUUACUCCACAUGUAAUUGCUGUUCAAGCUGGAGAGGAUGUAGCUGCAAAGAUAUUGUCAUUUGCGCAGAACGGAGUUCGUGCCGUUGUUGUUCUUUCAGCAAAUGGUGCCAUUUCAAACGUGACCCUUCGGCAAUCUGCCACUUCAGGUGGGACGGUCACAUAUGAGGGCCGAUUUGAGAUACUGUCACUGUCCGGAUCGUUCACCGUGCAAGACACUGGAGGCCAUCGGAGCCGAACCGGUGGGCUGAGUGUUUCACUCGCAAGUCCUGAUGGCCGCGUCUUGGGUGGCGGAAUUGCUGGACUUCUGAUUGCCUGCACACCUAUACAGGUUGUGGUGGGAACCUUCAACACCGUCGCCGAGAAGAAGAAGGCGCCGAAGCACCAAGCUGCUGCUGCACAUGAACCCGCAUCCGCGCCACCGAAGAUGACGCCGAGCUUCGUGCCCGCGCCGAUCUCCGUGCCGCUCGCGCCUGCCCCUAUCAGCGUCGGGAUGGCCCAGAACAGCCCACCGUCCAGGGGCACGCUGAGCGAGUCCUCCGGGAGCCCGAUGAACCAGGGCGUCCCGGCGGCGGCCACCCCCAGCAACAGCGGCCUGUCCAGCAUGCCCUGGAAGUGAGGCUCCCUGCCUGCUGCAUGCCAUCGUCAGUGACCAGCUUGACGUAGAACUCUCAAGGAGAAGAAAAACAAAACCUGAACUAGAUGUCACCGUUGUCUUAGCGUAAUUUCCUGGUCCAGACUGUUUAUUUAGGCGUUGAACUGUUUAAUGUUGUCGUCGUGGAUUGUUGUUAGUCCGGAUGUCGUGAACCGGGAGUCGGAUUAUUGUCGUGUCUUGUCGUCGAGUUUAACCGGUGGUUAUGAUAAAUUUAUGAACCUUUUGA
Messenger RNA from Hordeum vulgare subsp. vulgare (domesticated barley), 2204 nucleotides. Its product is annotated as AT-hook motif nuclear-localized protein 10-like. The transcript is spliced from 5 exons. The coding region runs from base 764 to 1942 and encodes 392 amino acids. NCBI's taxonomy places the organism in Eukaryota, Viridiplantae, Streptophyta, Magnoliopsida, Poales, Poaceae. The record is from RefSeq and is a predicted model, not a curated record. Gene Ontology annotation, molecular function: minor groove of adenine-thymine-rich DNA binding.